This is a messenger RNA of Athalia rosae (coleseed sawfly), 2745 nucleotides long. RefSeq names its product ras-like protein 1 (gene Ras85D). Lineage: Eukaryota; Metazoa; Arthropoda; Insecta; Hymenoptera; Athaliidae. Gene Ontology annotation, biological process: Ras protein signal transduction; epidermal growth factor receptor signaling pathway. Gene Ontology annotation, cellular component: plasma membrane. Bases 356 to 937 code for a protein of 193 amino acids. The transcript is spliced from 5 exons. Gene Ontology annotation, molecular function: GTP binding; GTPase activity; GDP binding. The record is from RefSeq and is a predicted model, not a curated record.
CUAGGUUUGUCGUACAGUUUCUACUUUAUUGACGAUGAGAUAACUGAUCGGACCUUGUUAUCUAUUUUACCGAUAUAGUGAUUCGGAGUCUGCGGGUUCUUCGUGCUCACUAAUGGCGGUGGCAAAGUGGGCUGUGGCAGGCGACACUCAUCAAAACAAUUAAAUUUAUUAAAUUAAUCUAUAUUUUUGAGGCCCAAGUGACUAAACAAUUGUUCCGACGAAAGAGUUCCGAAAUCAACUCCUCCGUGAGAUGCCCUGUUAGCUUUAGUAGGUAUAUUAUUUCAACUAUAGUAGAACAGAGGAUCCGUCAGAUCCGGAAUUUCGGUUCAAAUUGAAAUUCAAAAACAGAAACGAAAUGACGGAAUAUAAGCUGGUCGUCGUAGGGGCUGGAGGUGUUGGCAAAUCCGCUCUUACUAUACAACUUAUUCAAAACCAUUUUGUGGAUGAGUAUGAUCCAACGAUAGAAGACUCCUACAGAAAACAGGUUGUUAUAGAUGGUGAAACUUGUUUAUUGGACAUCUUAGACACUGCUGGUCAGGAAGAGUACAGUGCGAUGAGGGACCAAUAUAUGAGAACUGGUGAAGGAUUUCUGCUAGUCUUUGCCGUAAACUCUGCCAAAAGUUUUGAAGAUAUUGGAACUUAUAGAGAACAAAUAAAGCGGGUAAAAGACGCCGAAGAGGUGCCAAUGGUGUUAGUCGGAAACAAAUGUGACCUCCAGUCAUGGGCUGUAAAUAUGACACAGGCAAGAGAAGUAGCUCGCCAAUAUGGUGUACCAUUCGUUGAAACUUCUGCCAAAACUAGAAUGGGAGUAGACGAUGCUUUCUAUACCCUGGUGAGAGAAAUCCGUAGAGAUAAAGAACAAAGAGGUAAGGAGAAACGGAAGCGCAUGAGAGCAAGAAGUUCUGGACGUCGAAGGCAUCGUUGCUGCCUUCUAUAAGUUGAUUAACUACUUUCUGUUACAUUUAUAUAAUAUACAAACGCGAGUAGAAUGUAAAGAAAAAAAAAAAACUUUGGGUUGUCUGUGCCGCACGUUUUCGCAGCUCACCUGGAAACGCAAAGUAACGCCGCCAUUAUAAAAAUUUUUUAAAACACAAUUAAUGCAUGAUUGUACAAUAUUACAUAAAUGAUACAUUUUUACUCGUAGUAUCAAAUUUUAUCUUACAAAUAAUAUUGACAUUUUAGUGGAUUAGCUAUCCAUAAUCCAAACCUUAUUUUGGCUUUUGGGCCAACGGUAAGCUAAUUGUAAGAAAUUUAUCUUCGAAACUUGUUAAAUAAUGUAAUCGUACAAUUUCGAGUUAUAAUUCAUACGCAUAAAAAAUCACACAAUUUUAACAGUAAUAUUUUACGCACUAUAGCAAUCUUAAAAUCAAUCAUUAGUAUAACUCAUUUAUGGGAUGCUAUUCAUAUGUGGUACAUUUUUUAAUUAAUUCUUCUGAGAGUGAUUAUUGAAUAGUGAUGUACGCAGUGAAAAAUCGUUACAACUUAAUGGUUCUGAAUAUUGUAAUUUGUUUUUUUUUCUUUGUUUUUUUUUCAUUUUUUCUUUGUACUGUAAUUAAUGACUGAAGACUUUUUGACCAAUGCAAGGACAUAUUGGGUUCACCUAAGCACAGACUGUGUGAUUAUUCGUUGUUUACAAAAGCGUAAUCAAAAGAACUGUCUGAUGUUGUCAAAUUAUUUUGUUUCAAUAAGACAUUUACUGCCACUUUAUUGAAACACGUUAAGGGGUGCUCAAUUUCAAUCAAUAAUAAAAAAAAUAAAUAAAUGAAAUGAAAACUCAGUUUCUACGGUCCUGAAAAUGUAUUACAAAAAAUUGUUGCAAUAUCAUGAAGUUGCUUAUGCAAUUUAGAAAUUUUUCCGAUAUCGCUAUGGGACUUUGGUGAAAUAUGUGAAAAGAAAAGAUAAUAGGAAGAGGCAGCAGUCCUUUCCUCAGUUUUCUUAAUCCUAGAAUUAAGAAUAUCUAGUAAUUCUUAAACUACUGUUCAAUCGUCAUUUUCAAUAUCAUCUAAAGCAGCUAAUUACCUGUUAUAAAUGGGUAAUCACAAGAGAUGUUACACUCUCUUGUAUCUGUUUCCGUUUUCAUCAGUUGUUUCAUUCUUUUUCUUUAAAGAUAUGCAACGAGCAUAUUGACACAAGACAAUUGAUGUCCAAAAAUUUUUCUGAAAGUUUGACAAAGAAUGAAAUGUUUAGGAUUUGUAUUGUAUCGACAAAAAUAAAUUUUUUUAUUGAUAUAUCAUCCCCGUUAAACAUUCAUAACAAAGUGCCGUCUGUAAAUAAUUAUAUUUGUGAAGAGUAGUUAUGAUUUUUAUAACCGAAUGCCUGAGAAUUGCCGUAAUCGAAGGUGCAUGGAAAUGUUAAAUGAAUAUAAGUUUCUUUGUUGUUGGAAUACUGCAAGACUGAAUGAAAGCAUUGUAUCAAUGUAACGCUUUGUUAAGGAAAAAUACCUUCUCCGCUCUUCUCUACUCAAUAGAAAAUGAUCAUUGAUCCUCGGUGAUUUUGAGUCAUAUCAAUCAGAGCUGGUUGAACUGGUUGAUAAUCAGUAACUACGUAUGAGAUUACAAUAUCUGAUAGAUGUUCGGGCAUCUCUGGUCUGUACGAUUGAAAAGUUUCCGUUGAAAACCUUGGACUAAUUAUUUCCAUCAACCGUUCAGCUAGCGCAAAAUCAGAAUAAAUUUUGUGCGAAUGCAAUGGGCACAUUGUUAGAUUUUGAAUAGCAUGGGAUAUAAAUAAAGUACACUUGAAAACUUA